This is a messenger RNA of Pelobates fuscus (common spadefoot toad), 1171 nucleotides long. It is a transcript of the gene HMX2, whose product is annotated as H6 family homeobox 2. NCBI's taxonomy places the organism in Eukaryota, Metazoa, Chordata, Amphibia, Anura, Pelobatidae. Gene Ontology annotation, molecular function: RNA polymerase II transcription regulatory region sequence-specific DNA binding; DNA-binding transcription factor activity, RNA polymerase II-specific. The transcript has 3 exons. Bases 115 to 921 code for a protein of 268 amino acids. The record is from RefSeq and is a predicted model, not a curated record. Gene Ontology annotation, biological process: regulation of transcription by RNA polymerase II. Gene Ontology annotation, cellular component: nucleus.
AGUCUGCUGCCAACUCCUAUGUAACACUGAGCCAUCCCAGGAUCACGCACUGCAGGCUACACUCUCAUCACACCUCCCUCCUUCUUCAGAAGAUAACACAAUCCUAAAAAGAGGAUGAGCAGUAAAGAAGAGGCCAGUAAGUGUGUCCCAGCCACUCUGUCAACCUUCACCAUCCAGUCCAUCCUGCAGGGCACCACGUCUGACCGAGGGAGAGCCAGUGCCAGGGUUUAUACCAGGGAGCCAGUCUCAUGCCAGGAGACAAGCCCUGCAUCAUCCUCAGAUGAAGAGGAGGCAGAGGAAGAAUGGAGAGGGCAUGGGUGCUGUUGCCCUGACAAUGGGACCAAGGAUUCUAAGGGACUAACUACCCACACCUGCCUACCCCACAGGUGCCCCAACACUACUCAAGGUCCACACAGUACAGAGAGACUUCAGGUCCCAUCUCCAACCCAACAGGACUUCCCAGGGGACAAAAACAGACGUUUCACCCCAAACACCCCUUCCUCAGCAGAGAGGCACAGGGAUGGAGGGGACAGGCAAGUGAAUUCUAAGAAGAAGACUAGGACAGUGUUUUCCAGAAGUCAGGUAUACCAACUGGAGUCCACCUUUGAUAUGAAGAGAUACCUGAGCAGCUCUGAGAGGGCUUGCUUGGCAUCAAGUCUUCAGCUGACAGAAACCCAAGUCAAAACCUGGUUCCAAAACCGAAGAAACAAGUGGAAAAGACAGUUAUCAGCCGAGUUAGAGGCUGCUAACAUGGCCCAUGCAUCUGCACAGACUUUGGUGGGAAUGCCCUUGGUCCUCAGAGACAACUCCAUUCUGAGAGUCCCUGUACCCAGAUCUAUUACCUUCCCAGCUCCCAUCUAUUACCCAGGCAGUAACAUGUCCAUACCUCUUUAUAAUAUAUACAACAAACUGGAAUAUUAACUGUACCCCUACAGAAACUGGGAGGAACCGAGAUACCUUAAGCUGCUGAUACAAAAACAUUCCCCCCCAAAAACUCACCUUCUCAUCUGUGAAUGAUCAAAUUAAACAUGUUUUGUUUUCCCACAAAGGAUAGUACAUACACCAUGUGUAUACUCCAACUUGUCUGCUUUAUGUUUGAGAUAAUUUGCUGCAUAUAUUUUGUAUGUUUUAUUUAAACAGGUACAUAUGAAUUAUUAUUAUUAUUAUUUUU